GUAAGAAACAAAAUUUCUAGUUUUACCUUUGCAUUCGCAUUGGAGUUGUCCCAGGUGACAAAAGACAGAGUCUACGCCAAAAACAAGCUUUUUUUUUUGGUUUUGAUAGCGAAAGCAAUUGUAGGAGAUAACCAAGAGAAGACGGAAUGUCCACACAGAAUGCAGAGAAUGAGGAAAAUCCAGCCUCAAAAUCUAAACGACCUUCAGAUUCAGCGUUUAAACAACAACGAUUGCCCGCCUGGCAGCCCGUUCUCACCGCCCGCACUGUUUUGCCCACUUUCUUUGUGAUUGGUGUUCUGUUUGUGCCAAUUGGCGUGGUUCUUCUUCAUUUCUCCGACACCUCAAAUGAGUUAAUCAUUGAUUACACUCGUUGCCUGCAGGUGGGAACGGAUCAGACCUGUGCCAGCUAUAUACAAAACAAUACAGGUGGACAGUGUGAUUGUAAAAUCAAUUUUACACUCACAACUGAUUUUAAAGGCGAUGUAUAUAUGUAUUAUGGCUUGACCAAUUACUACCAAAAUCAUCGUCGUUAUGUCAAAUCCCGCGAUGAUGAACAACUAUUGGGUCAAUUAUCAAAAACUCCCAGUUCGGACUGUUCACCAUUUGCAUACAACCCGGAAACCGGGAAACCCAUAGCUCCCUGUGGAGCCAUUGCCAAUUCGUUGUUCAAUGACACUCUAACCCUUAGCCAGGGCGAUAAUGAGAUUGAGUUAUUGAAUACUGGCAUUGCUUGGCCAUCAGAUAAACGAGUGAAAUUCCGUAAUCCCGCCAACUUAACCGAAUCCCUCAUAGGUUUCUCGAAACCCCUAUUCUGGAGCAUUGGUCUCAAUGAGUUGGAUCCAGCUAAUGUUGAGAACAAUGGUUUCCAAAACGAGGAUCUUAUUGUUUGGAUGCGAACAGCUGCUUUACCCAGCUUCCGGAAGCUAUAUCGUCGUCUCAAUCAGACAAACAAUAAAUAUACCAAUGGCCUGAAGGCCGGUAAUUAUACCCUGCAUAUUAAAUAUAAAUACCCGGUAAUAUCAUUUGAUGGCACCAAACGUAUGAUACUAUCAACCACCUCGGUUCUGGGUGGUAAAAAUCCAUUCCUAGGUAUUGCCUACAUUGUUGUUGGAGCCGUUUGUAUUACUUUGGGCCUGGCCCUGCUCUUCAUUCAUAUGCGUUGCAGUCGUAGCAGCAACAUGGAAAUGAUCAACGUGAAUCCGCAUACGCAGUAUUCCUAGGCUACUGCUAGCAAAAGUAUUCGUCUUUGAGUGAUGUGUGUCUCCUCCUGAACCUGCUGGCUUUUUAUUAAAUUAGCUUUUAUAGUGAUUAAGCAUAAAGUUUUCUUUGACUUUCUUUUUCUUGUGUUUGUUUGUUUGGUGUUUCUGUGUAUGUGUGUGUGUGCGAAUGAGUGUGUAUGCGUGUGUCUACUGUGCCUUGAGUUUUGUUAAACAAUUUUUGUAAAAUUCUUGCACAUCAAAAGCCAAAUUAAUCUUUUCACCACCACCACCCACCUUCUGUUAUAUAUAUAUAUAAAUAUAUAUAUAUAUCUCUUGUUUUUUUUUGCUUAUUGUGAUGCCUGAUAAUUUGUUAAACAUUUUUACUUAAUCAUUUCCUCUGCUUGUUUUCGGCAUACAUACAUAGUUAAAGUUUUACAACAAAAAACAGAAAAAAAUGUGUACCUAAAAUGGGGAAAUAUUUGCUAAACAAGUGCCCCUCUCCAUAUUAAAGAAAAAAAAAGAAAACCAAAAACAUUUUGUUAAACAUUCAAUUUCGUUCACAUAAUAAUAAAGAUAAUUCACAAUUUUGCACAAUUUAAAA
This is a messenger RNA of Drosophila willistoni, 1800 nucleotides long. RefSeq names its product cell cycle control protein 50A (gene CDC50). The record is from RefSeq and is a predicted model, not a curated record. NCBI's taxonomy places the organism in Eukaryota, Metazoa, Arthropoda, Insecta, Diptera, Drosophilidae. Gene Ontology annotation, cellular component: Golgi apparatus; endoplasmic reticulum; plasma membrane. The transcript has 6 exons. Bases 147 to 1220 code for a protein of 357 amino acids.